AGGUUAGCCAUUCGAAAUUGUAAAUUUUGAUUGAUUUGUUUGGGAUAAUUUUUUUUUAAUGCAAAAAAUCAACCAUGAAUCAAAUCAUAGCUAUCAUUUUUCUUAUUACAUUUACCAAGUUCGGUAUGCUAAAAGCCGAUGAUAAUAAUAAUAAUAAUGAUCGAAAUAAUUGUGAUAAAGCAAUCGAUUCGUUUGUUGAUGAAUGUCAAAGUGUACGAUCAAUGUUAUUGAAAGAAACAAGUAAAGAUGAUAAGAUUAUCUGUUGCAAACAUGCACGAUAUAAUCUUUGUAUGCAAGCAUUAAGACAAUUUGUAACAUCAUCACAAACAAUAAAUGUUUGUAUGGAUUCACGAUUCGAUGAAAAAAUGCAAUCAAUCGAACCGGAUAAUCGAAUUAUGUUGAUUGAAAAACAAUGUCAAACAUUUGAUACAAAAACUUGUAUUACAAAUGCUUUGAAUGGUGCAUGGGAUACUAUUAAUCAACGUUAUAAUUUAACAGAAUUAUCAUCAUCAUUUACUAAAAAUUUAAAUGAUGCAUUAGAAUCGAUUGGUGGUUUUUUUAAAAAUAUUCAA
Dermatophagoides pteronyssinus (European house dust mite) is the source of this 572-nucleotide messenger RNA. RefSeq lists its product as uncharacterized. Lineage: Eukaryota; Metazoa; Arthropoda; Arachnida; Sarcoptiformes; Pyroglyphidae. The record is from RefSeq and is a predicted model, not a curated record.